AAGAUGAGGAAAAUGCGGACUCUUCUCGGCUUUGUGCAUUGCUGCUGCUGCUGCUUCUUGCUCCUCCUGCCUCCGCCGCUCCGGGUCAGCCUGGCAGCGGCCAAGCAGCUGCUGAGGUACCGGCUGGCCGAGGAGGGACCUGCCGACAUCCGCAUCGGCAACGUGGCCGCCGACCUGGGCAUCGUGACGGGCUCCGGAGAGGUGACAUUCAGCCUGGAAUCAGGCUCUGACUACCUCAAGAUCGAUAACAUGACCGGGGAGCUGAGCACCACGGAGCGGCGCAUCGACCGCGAGAAGCUGCCGCAGUGCCAGAUGAUCUUCGACGAGAACGAGUGCUUCCUGGACUUCGAGGUGUCGGUCAUCGGCCCCUCGCAGAGCUGGGUGGACCUCUUCGAGGGCAGGGUCAUCAUCCUGGACAUCAAUGACAACACCCCCACUUUCCCUUCCCCCGUCCUCACGCUCACCGUGGAGGAGAACCGGCCCGUGGGGACCCUCUACUUGCUCCCCACCGCCACCGACAGGGACUUCGGCCGCAACGGCAUCGAGCGGUACGAGCUGCUGCAGGAACCCAGCGGGGACGGGGGACGGCGCGGCGGGGGCGGCGGCGGCGGCGGCGGCGGCGGCGGCGGCGGCGGGGGCGGGGGCGGUGCUGCGGCGGCCGGCCCGGACAGCGCCCUCUAUCCCGGCGGCAGCAAGCGGAGGCAAGAGGCGGAGGCCCGCAGCAGCGUGUUUGAGCUGCAGGUGGCCGACACCCUGGACGGGGAGAAGCAGCCGCAGCUGAUCGUCAAGGGGGCGCUAGACCGGGAGCAGAGGGACUCAUACGAGCUGAGCCUGCGUGUGCGCGACGGCGGCGAGCCCGCGCGUUCCUCGCAGGCCAUCCUGCGGGUGCUGAUCACCGACGUGAACGACAACAGCCCCCGCUUCGAGAAGAGCGUCUAUGAGGCCGACCUGGCGGAGAACAGCAGCCCCGGGACCCCUAUCCUGCAGCUGCGAGCUGCCGACCUGGACGUGGGGGUGAAUGGGCAGAUUGAGUAUGUCUUUGGGGCAGCCACCGAGUCAGUGAGGCGGCUGCUGCGGCUGGAUGAGACCUCAGGCUGGCUCAGUGUCCUGCACCGCAUUGAUCGAGAGGAGGUUAACCAGCUGCGCUUCACUGUGAUGGCUCGAGACCGUGGGCAGCCCCCUAAGACAGACAAGGCCACAGUGGUGCUGAACAUCCGUGAUGAGAAUGACAACGUGCCCACCAUUGACAUCCGAAAGAUUGGGCGUAUCCCACUGCGAGACGGAGUAGCCAGCGUGGCUGAGGAUGUGCUGGUGGAUACCCCCAUUGCUCUGGUGCAGGUGUCAGACCGGGACCAAGGUGAAAAUGGUGUGGUGACCUGCACCGUGGUGGGGGAUGUGCCCUUCCAGCUCAAGCCAGCCAGUGAGGGUGAAGGGGAGCCGCAGAACAAGCGCAAGUACUUCCUCCACACCUCAGCCCCUCUGGACUAUGAGGCAGUGCGUGACUACAAUGUGGUGAUUGUAGCUGUGGACUCAGGCAGCCCCAGCUUGUCCAGCAACAACUCCUUGCUGGUGCGAGUCGCAGACACUAAUGACAACCCUCCUGUGUUUGGCCAGGCUGUGCUGGAGGUCUCUUUUCCAGAGAACAAUCUGCCUGGUGAGAGGGUAGCCACGGUGGUGGCCACAGAUGCGGACAGCGGCAAGAAUGCUGAGCUCACUUACUCCCUGGAGCCCUCGCCCCUCUCCUCGGAGUCACCAAACGGCAUCUUCAGCAUUGAUCCUGACUCUGGGGAUGUAUCUGUGCAGGUGGUGCUGGACCGUGAGCAGCGCGACACCUAUGAGUUCCAAGUGACGGCCCGAGACAAGGGGGUACCAUCACUGCAGGGCUCCACCAUGGUGGUGGUGCGGGUGGCGGAUCGGAAUGAUAACGAGCCACGCUUCAUGCAGGAUGUGUUUACUUUCUACGUGAAGGAGAACUUGCAGCCCAACAGCCCCGUGGGCAUGGUGACUGUGAUGGACUUUGACAAGGGGCGCAAUGCUGAGCUCAGCCUCUCUAUACAGCCCAGUGAACAUGGCCAGGAGACUGGCAUCUUCUCCAUUGAAAAUGACACAGGAACCAUCUACUCCACAGUCUCAUUUGACCGGGAGCAGCAGACCAGCUACACCUUCAAAGUGAAGGCGGUAGAUGGCGGCGAGCCAUCACGCUCAGCCACCGCUACUGUGUCCCUCUUUGUAAUGGAUGAGAAUGAUAAUGCGCCCACAGUCACCUUCCCCAGCAACAGCUCCUACACUGUGUUGCCACCCUCCAGCAACAUGCGCACUGUAGUGGCCACAGUGGUAGCCACUGAUGCUGAUACCGGCCUCAAUGCUGACCUCAACUACAGCAUUGUUGGAGGAAACCCCUUCAAGCUCUUUGAGAUUGAUCCAGCCAGUGGUGUGGUGUCACUUGUGGGCAAGCUGGCUCCCAAGCACUACGGCCUGCACCGCCUUGUUGUACAAGUGAAUGACAGUGGCCAGCCACCCCAGUCAACAACUGCCCUGCUCCACGUCUUCGUCAAUGAGAGCUUGUCCAAUGCUACUGUGGUGGAGAACCAGGUGGCACGCAGUCUCCACACACCCCUGGCCCAGGACAUUGCUGGCGAUCCCAGCUAUGAACUGAGCAAGCAGCGCCUCAGCAUUGUCAUUGGUGUGGUGGCUGGCAUCAUGACUGUCAUCCUCCUCAUUCUGGUGGUGGUCAUGGCCCGCUACUGCCGCUCCAAGGGCAAGCAUGGCUAUGAGGCUGGCAAGAAGGACCAUGAGGACUUUUUCACCCCGCAGCAGCAUGACAAGGCCAAGAAGCCCAAGAAGGACAAGAAAGGCAAAAAGGGCAAGCAGCCCCUCUACAGCAGCAUUGUCACUGUUGAGGCCUCCAAGCCCAAUGGGCAACGCUAUGACAGCGUGAAUGAGAAGCUCUCAGACAGCCCAGGCAUGGGCCGCUACCGCUCAGUCAAUGGUGGCCCGGGCAGCCCCGACCUAGCUCGGCAUUACAAGUCGAGCUCACCACUGCCCACCGUGCAGCUGCACCCGCAGUCCCCCACUGCUGGCAAAAAGCACCAGGCUGUACAGGACCUGCCCCCGGCCAACACCUUCGUGGGAGCUGGUGACAACAUCUCCAUCGGCUCGGACCACUGCUCCGAGUACAGCUGCCAGGCCGGUAGCAAGUACAGCAAGCAGCCAUUUCGUAGAGUGACGUUUUCUGUUGUGAGUCAGCCUCAGGACCCACAUCAAGGGUCAUUGCAGAGUUGCUAUGACAGCGGUCUGGAGGAGUCAGAAACACCAAGCAGUAAGAGUUCAUCAGGGCCAAGACUGGGUGCCCUUCCACUCCCAGAGGACAACUACGAAAGGACUACGCCGGAUGGCAGUGUUGGUGAGGCAGAGCAUAUGGAAAAUGAUUCAAGGCCUCUGCCAGAUGUAGCCCUGACAGGGAAGUGUACCCGAGAGUGUGAUGAAUAUGGCCACUCGGACUCCUGCUGGAUGCCAGUUCGCACGUCUCCUGAAAGAAAGCAGAAGAGCCAGCCAAAACUCUCCACGUUCAUGCCUGUUGAUGAACGGGGCAGUCAGGAAAAGCUGGCCAAUGGAGAAGCUUCCCUCAUGGGUGAUCGCAACAGAAACCUCCUUAACAAAAAGUUGACCUCAUCCUAUGAGACCUUCAGCGCCGCUAGUUUCAGCAAAAAAGAAGAAGGCAAUCCAGAAGAUAUCCCCCUUACGCAGACAGGGGAAUAUAAGCCAUCUCCUGUCAAUACUUUAACUAGAAGAGAAGUUUACCUGUAAGCUAAAAAGCAGCAACGAAUUUCUUUCAUGUUGUAAGCAAGAAAAGAGGGAAAAGUCUUAAAAUCAAAACAAUUUUAACAAAAUUAAGAAACAAAAAGAGGAGGCCACCAAAGAGACAUAAGCUCUGCUUGCCACUUCUGCCUCCAUAGCAGGCAUUUAAUUAUACUGUCUGCCUGACUAUACUGUACAAUGUAGAAAAUGUUGUUACUUGCAUGUCAAAUCCCCCCUCACCAAUUUUUUUCCCCUAACUCUAUGGUUGCAAACUCCUCCCAUAGUAAUGAGCUUGAUUAAAAAGAACACAACGCAUUGUUGUUUCUCCUCUGCAGAAGCAUGAGUUAAGCCACUCAUUUUUUCAAUGGUCAUCUGGCUUGUUGAGGUCAGGGAAAAUAUAUUCAAAGCAUAUCAUCUGAAUAUUGCUGAUCCCCACCAGGGACAAUCCUUCAGAAACCAUACAGAUUUAAAGAUAAAUGUAAAGGAAUAAUCAUUAAUAAGCACUUUGUGAAGACCACAGCUUUAAUAUUCUCACCUCUCAUCUGACGCUGGAUGUGACAGAGAUAUGUUCAGCUUGAGACUGCCGUCCGAAACAUGGCAAAGUUUCUUAUGAAUCAUGAACUCUGGUUCUGUUUUAUCCAUAGAACAAAUGUGUUCUAGCUGUAUCUCUUUCUCUCCUCCUCUCUCAUUCUCUGUAAUGAUUACUUCAAUGUAAACACAAUUAGUAACACAUAUACCGUAGCAUUAUAAUGGUAAACUCUUGAAAUCAUUUUUUUGGACAAGACUAACUGGGAAGAUAGUAAUAACAAAAAGGCCAAAGAUCACACUAUGGAUCAGGGGAACUGCUAAGUAUUGGGGCUUGGCAUAGAAAACUAAUAUACUCAUACACAUGUACUCAUAACACACCUUCAGUUACAUUUGCACAGCAGCACAUUCUACAAGCCCAGAUGACAAAUUUUUUUCCCGUGCGGUUCAGUUGAAUGCCCAAAGGAAAUGAUCUGGAGUUUUUUAUUGUGAUGACAUGAUAUGUUGCAGCAGAUGUUUCAUGUAUGAUACUGCCAAUUCCAGGGAUUUUAUGAAGUCAAAAUUAAAAAAUAAUAGUAUUGCUAGAAGGCUGUGUUAUUGAGAAUGCUUGGUAGGAUGAAGGUGGACAAUGUGGUGAUACAAUGACAAGAGAAUAUCACAACUCAGAUAUAAAACCUUCUUUUCAGAGUACAAGGAAUGUUUGUUGAGUCUUUUGUCAUCAGUGUUGCAGAUUGAUUUGUAUCAAAACUGUAAUGCAGGUUUUCUUGAAACACAAGUGCAUUAAAGCCAAGUGAAGUGCAAUACUAAACAGUGUCAAGACUCAGAACAUUUAGGCUAGGUAGAAAAUAAACAAUGUGAUAUGAUACUCACCUAGUGGGUCAAGAUGAGUCAGAAGGAAUCCAAACUGCCUACAGUAUGCAAGAGCUCUGGGCAGUUCAGGAAAGAAAGAGGAAAUGAAACAGGUUUUUUGUGCAAUAAAAGCUACAAAAUGUGCAGAACUUAAGCCAGUUUCUCCCUAGAUGAUGCUGCAGUAAUAAUGAUGAACAGCGCAGACAUUCACAUGGAAGUGACAAUUGAAGGACACUGUCUGAGAAGGGGAGAAGUAUUCUAAUCCCUGGCUGUUUCACCUGGCAUUAAAGCAUGGUUAGAUGGCUCUCUAGAUACUGUAUUCAUAAUGUAGCUUUGGGUAGUUUCUUAGAAAUAACCUUAAAAAGCCUAUAGUAGAGGUUGCUAAAUCAAUACAGCUCAUCACAUUUUGAAUUCACUUGUCCAUUUAGUCAGAGAUGCUAUUUCUGGCUGUUCCAUUCUCUCUUAAGUUUACUUUCAUCAUGUAACAUAAGACUGUAUAGCAGUUAUGAUGAAUGGGCACAUUUUAGAAAGAAAAUCAAAGAUUAAUAAUGAUUGAACAUUCAUAUGUUUAAUUAUUUAAGUAAUAUGAAGACAUGCAAACCAGUACUUUGUUAUGAGACUGCAUAGAGCAGUUACUGCUUUGUAUAAUCUGUAAUUACCUGUUUAAAAAUGCUUCUAAAAUGCUUAUGUAAUGUAUACACAUUUUUCUUGCACGUUUCAAAAGAAUACACAAUUGCAUAAUAAACAUUCAACAGAAUUUCCUUUGAUAAUUAUUUUUUUUUUAUUUAAAAUUACACACACAAAAGAAAUAGGUAGCUUGGUUCAAUAUAUUGUUAAACCCUUUGUCUGCGAUGCUAAUAAUUCAGGUCAUAGAAGACCUUCAGAUUAAAUGGAUCAGCAGUCACUCACCGAUUUUCACACCACAUUAAGACAGUCAUUACAUACUUUACCUGUGUGCAUCUCCUUAGAACUAAAAUGGGUGUGAAAGAAUUUUUUUUAAGUUCUAUCUACUGUAAGUAUUCACAACAAUUCUAGUAGAACUAGCCACUAUUAACAUGCUGAUUACUCUUCUGACCUGGCAUGACACACAAAUAUACUUUGUGUUUGUAUUUCUCUUUUUAUUUUAAAUAGGUUAAAUCUGGUGCCACUCCAUAAAUAGAGUGCUUUUGUAUAAAAAUAAAUAAACUAUAAAAAAUAAUUAGGGUGAAUGCAAAAUAUGCAACUGUGCCUUUUAUACCUGUUACUAUGGUAGAGUGGUAUUUGGGUUUAGACACUGAGGGAUAAGGGGCUAUUCCCAAUCUUUUUGAACCUGUAUAUUUACCUGUUUAUUUUCUGAGAAAUUAUAAAUAUAUUUAAAAACAAGUCCUUUGCCAAACUCAGUUAAUGGACCAGUCUUAAACAUUAUUAACACAGUGCUGUGGUUUAAAUAUGUCUUGAGGGUUGUUUUGUUCGGGUUUUUUGUUGUUGUUGUUUUUCCAAAUUAAUCUUUGUGGGGGGCCUGGGAUUGUCUUCAUUUGGUUUUCAAUUCUGCAGCCUGGAGAGCAAUGAUCAGUCUAUACUAUAGUUGUUUAGCAAGGCGUCACCAGUUCAUGUUGCCAGGAAACUUGACAAUUUCUUUUUAAUUGCUUUUUGCUGCCAUUGCAUUUCAGUUGUACAGUAUUGAAAUCAUCCUUUUAUUUCUUUCCAUGGUAAACUCAAAUGACCUUUGCAUGUGUUUUACAUUAGGGCACCUUUAUAGAUUGAUGCAUUAAUAUAUAACUUUAUAUGUAUUAGAAAAUUCAAUAGCUUUGGUCUAAAAUCUAAUGCUCAUUUUGGAUCUCAGAUCCACUAUGUUUAUUCAAUAUGAUUUCUGACUGGCCUGCUGCCUGAGUUUCAGGAAAAAAAAAUUAAAAAAUAAAAAAAUGGUAAACAUUAUUUUUAUGUGGGGGAAGAAUUUAAAUGGGAUUCAGAUGAUUGACUGAAAGUCUACCCUAGGAAGUUGUCGUGUAGGAAAGCAUGGAGUAUAGUUGAAGAUUUGCCAUAAUCACAGCUAUCACCAAACACUUGUAAGAACUUGAACAAUGAAAUACUUUUCCUUUUCUUUCAUUGGUGAAAAAACGUAUAGUGUUUCCUUAAGGAAUGAAGCAGAUGAAAUAGCAAUAGAGAUGAAAUUACAUCAGUUAAGUUGUAUUAUUGACAGAAAAGCAUAAACACAAGAAAGAAGACAAUAUUUACCAGCUACCUGGGGUAUGCUUUCAGACAACUUUUUCCUAAAUUUUAAAGCACUUGCAUUCAGUGUGGUACGAUCUGUUUGUAAUAUUAAUCAUUGACUAUUGUUCUGCAACUUGGAUGUUGAUAGUGAAGCAGAGAACAAUUUAUCAUUGUUUAUUAUGAAUCACUAUGCACGCAACUAUGCUAAACAUGGCAAAAUGUAUUAAACGCUAGUCCACCUCUAUUUAUGAAAUAUUUACAUAAUUUAAUUUGCUUUUGUACAGUUAUAUGUAAAUAAAUUGCUUGUCAUUUUUGUCUCUGCAAAUUAAAAUAUAACAUGUUCAACUGGUUGCCCA
Messenger RNA from Coturnix japonica (Japanese quail), 7718 nucleotides. The record is from RefSeq and is a predicted model, not a curated record. NCBI's taxonomy places the organism in Eukaryota, Metazoa, Chordata, Aves, Galliformes, Phasianidae.